This is a messenger RNA of Cyphellophora europaea CBS 101466, 1053 nucleotides long. RefSeq lists its product as uncharacterized. Bases 1 to 1053 code for a protein of 350 amino acids. The transcript has a single exon. The record is from RefSeq and is a predicted model, not a curated record. NCBI's taxonomy places the organism in Eukaryota, Fungi, Ascomycota, Eurotiomycetes, Chaetothyriales, Cyphellophoraceae. Gene Ontology annotation, molecular function: glycosyltransferase activity.
AUGGGCUCGAUCAAUGGCCGUAGCGAGUGCUCCUGUUGGGUAACACUGCUCACUAGACCUUCAUACCUCCCUGGAGUCAUCAUCCUUGCUCAUACACUGAACAAAUACGAAUCCAGCCACCCUCUGAUCGUGCAGUACACCUCGUCACUUGGUGAUGAAGCUAUCGCUGCGCUUGAGGCUGAAGGUCUGGCUUCUCGACGCAUUGUGCCUCAGAAGGUCGAGCUUUUGCUGCCCCCCAAAGGUAAUGAGAAUACUGCUAGUGUUGCCGAGCGCUUCAAAGACACCUUCACCAAGCUUCGUGCUUUUGAGGUGUAUCGCCAGGGUUUUACCCGCGCAGUCUUUCUGGAUGCCGAUACCGCAAUCUUCAAGCAUCCGGAUUCUAUCUUCGACACUCAGCUGCCUGGCAGAGACUGGCUGGGUGCUAACCAUGCAUGUGUUUGCAAUCUCGACCACGACGACUGGGCCCCACCGGAGUGGCACAAAGGCAACUGUGCGUAUACGCCCUUGGACCAUCCCAAGGAUGUUGCACCUUAUAUGGGAGGUGGAUGCCGCCCAACCUACCGAUUGCUGAAUGGAGGCAUGUUGUUGUUCUAUCCCAGCGAAGAGCUUUGGCUAGGCAUGCUCGAAGUCUUCAAUACCUCCGAUCGGGUCAAGACGUACCAAUUUCCUGAUCAAGACUUCCUGGCCGACUUCUUUCGGGACAAGUGGCUACCUAUGUCAUGGGCCUAUAACGCGUUGAAAACCAUGCGUUAUUGGCAUCCUCACAUGUGGUCUGACAAGGAGUUGGUAGUUCUCCAUUACAUUGUCGACAAGCCGUGGGAACGCCCGGUCAGCAACGCUGGUGUGGCUGGCCAUCUUGGCCGUGACGGCAUCACACACGAAUGGUGGUGGGAAGCUUACACCGAAUGGCGUAUCUGCAGAGAGGGCACUGAGGGCAACCGGCUUGUUCUUGCGUUGAUGGACAAUCUGGUGGGCAAAGAAGAGCCCUUCACCGAGGUCGUUCCCCUUCCACAAAAGCCUGGGGUGCCUGAAGACGUUGUCCCUUAUGCCUGA